AAGACUCAUGGAAGAAAGCAACACCAGCAGAGAGCGAUAUCUGAAAAGUGUUUUACGGGAGUUGGUUACAUACAUAAUUUUCCUUGUGGUCUUGUGUGUCCUGACUUACGGGACAGUGAGUUCCAGUAUGUACUAUUACACAAGGGUUAUGUCACAGCUCUUCCUGGAAACACCUGUAUCAAAAAUGGAGAAAACUGAUUUCAAAACUUUGUCCACAAUGGAUGACUUCUGGAAGUUCACAGAAGGCCCUUUGCUAGAUGGUCUUUACUGGGAGAUGUGGUACAACAACAAAACCAUGGCAGAAAACAAAAGCUUCAUUUAUUAUGAGAACCUGCUCCUUGGGGUGCCUCGCAUUCGGCAGCUCAAAGUGAGAAAUGGUUCAUGCUCAAUACCUGAAGAUUUAAAGGAUGAAAUUAAAGACUGCUAUGAUGUCUAUUCUGUAGCUAAUGAAGAUACUGCUCCUUUUGGACUUCGAAAUGGAACAGCUUGGACGUACACCAAUGAGAAGGAUUUGAAUGGGAGCAGCCACUGGGGCUUGAUUGCCACAUACAGCGGGGCAGGUUAUUACCAAGACCUCUCAAGGACCAGAGAAGUGACAGCUGUGCAGAUUGCUAGCCUUAAGAAGAACCUGUGGCUGGACAGAGGAACCAGAGCGGCUUUCAUUGAUUUCUCAGUAUACAAUGCAAACAUCAAUCUAUUUUGUGUUGUCAGGUUGUUAGUGGAGUUUCCAGCGACUGGGGGCCUUGUUACGUCUUGGCAGUUUCAGCCAGUGAGGCUGAUUCACUACAUCUCCACGUUUGAUUUUUUCCUGGUAGCCUGUGCAAUAGCAUUUUGUCUUUUUGUUCUUUAUUACAUGGUGGAAGAGAUCUUAGAAAUUCACAUUCAUAGACUGCACUACUUCAGAAGUCUCUGGAAUUGCCUUGAUAUCCUUAUCAUUGUGCUCUCUGUGGUAGCUAUAGGAAUUGGUAUAUAUAGGACAUCAACUGUUGACAUGCUCCUGAAGAAGCUGCUGGAAGAUCAGAACUUGUUCCCCAACUUUGAACCUUUGGCAUAUUGGCAAAUGCAAUUCAACAACAUUGCUGCAGUCACUGUGUUUUUUGUCUGGAUUAAGCUUUUCAAAUUUGUUAACUUCAACAGAACAAUGAGUCAGUUAUCCACUACCAUGUCUCGCUGCGUCAAAGAUGUCAUUGGCUUUGCUAUUAUGUUUUUUAUUAUUUUCUUAGCGUAUGCUCAGUUGGCCUAUCUUGUCUUUGGCGCUCAAAUCGAUGACUUCAGCACUUUCCAGGACUGCAUAUUUACUCAGUUCCGCAUCAUUUUGGGAGACUUCAACUUCACAGAGGUUGAAGAAGCUAAUCGAAUUUUGGGACCAAUUUAUUUCACUACAUUUGUGUUCUUUAUGUUCUUCAUUCUUUUGAACAUGUUUUUGGCGAUUAUCAAUGAUACAUACUCUGAAGUCAAAUCUGAUAUGGCACAACAGAAGGCAGAAAUGGAACUGUCUGACCUUAUCAGAAAGGGCUACAACAAAGCCAUGAUCAAACUUAAAUUGAAGAAAACGACUGUUGAUGACAUUUCAGAAAGUCUGAGGCAAGGUGGGGGAAAACUAAAUUUUGAUGAACUCCGGCAAGAUCUAAAAGGGAAGGGGCACACAGAUGCGGAGAUUGAAGCAAUAUUUACCAAGUAUGAUCAGGAUGGGGACCAGGAAUUGACAGAGCAUGAACAUCAGCAGAUGAGAGAUGACCUGGAGAAGGAGAGGGAUUUGGACCUGGAUAGGAGUUCUCUGCCACGUCCUCUGAGCAGCCGCAGCUUCCCCCGGAGCUUGGACGACUCUGAGGAGGAUGAGGAUGAAGACAGCGGACACAGCUCCAGGAGGAGGGGCAGCAGCUCUAGUGGGGUUUCCUAUGAAGAGUUCCAAGUGCUCAUGAGGCGGGUUGAUCGCAUGGAGCAUUCUAUCGGCAGUAUUGUUUCCAAGAUCGAUGCAGUUAUUGUGAAGCUCGAAGCGAUGGAGAGAGCCAAACUAAAAAGGAGAGAUGUGUUGGGAAGACUGUUAGAUGGGGUGACAGAGGAUGAAAGACUGGGUCGUGACAAUGAAAUCCACAGGGAACAAAUGGAGCGACUGGUGCGAGAGGAGUUGGAGCGAUGGGAAUCGGAUGAUACAGCAUCCCAAAUGAGCCAUAGGUUGGGAACACCACUUGGACUGAAUGGCCAGCCUCGUUCAAGGAACUCUCGUCCAUCUUCCUCCCAGUCGGAUGGUAUUGAUGGGGGAGGAGGAAAUGGGGGGAAUAACAUCCAUGUGUAGGAAUAACUUUGCAGGUGAUUCUAAAUGUUCCAGGUCAGUAUUAAGCCAGCAAAUACACUACUCCACUGUUUCCCAGCAUGAGGUGAUGAUCCUUAUCAGACCGCUAAGGACAAUUUGCACUUGUGGGCAACAGUAAAUAUUCUCUUCCAAAGGCAUUUUCAGACCUAGGUAAGCCACGUUGUCACGUUCAAGUUACCAGCAGUGAGACUGUCAGCCUUGGAAACAAAAAUGCAGGAGACAGAUGGAAACCAGGUGUGACAAAGUCUACCUGGACAGAAUUUGGGUUCCAUACAUGUAUUAUGGGGAACACUUUCACAAGGCUAGCAAGCUUCAGACAAAAUAACGUGCUGUGGCUAAAACACUCAAAUGAAAGGUUGUGAGUUUUCUGCUUUCUAUUGGAAAAUACUAUUUUAAAAUGCUUUUAAAAGCAAUUUUAGAAGAAGAUGGCAUCAGUUUCUUGUCUCAUUCAUUAUAACAGCUGACACUUUUCAAAGAGAGAAGACUGCUUUUUUUUUUACAUUUAGUUUCUACAUAUUUUUCUGAGUUAUUCUUGGCGUACUAACAUUUUAAUUAACUUAAAAUGUUAAUUUUUACUGUUUUUGAGAAAUACUAUGUUUCUUUAAACAGAAGAAAGUGCACUUAAUUUUGUACAACUGUAAAUCACAUUAUUCCCUGAUAGAAACUAUAUGCGUUACAUGUUUUUUGCAUUUCAUGAGCAUUUCAAAAGUAGUAUUUGAGAACUGCCUCUUUGCACCCAACUAACGUAAUCAUUUUCAGCUUGGUUGCAAUGUGCCCAUUUUCUAAUGCUAUAUAUUUUCGUGAUCUAAGUGUUCCUGGGAUAAACAUUUCACAGGUUCUUAGGUAAACAUGGUUGCUUUGCAGAAAAUACGUUAUUUAAAAGCACACAAAAUUGAAAAACCCUAACUCUUCCUCGGGUGUGACAGGGAAAGGGGCCGAGAAGUUGCUGACAGUUGGGAAAAGCCAGUCUCAUGCUUUAUCACAUUCUGAUCAUGCCUUGACUACGUAGCCUGUAUUCAUAUUUAACAGAACUUCUUGUAAGAUUAAGUAUAUUUCUACAUAUGGCUUCCUGCUGGGGGGCAA
Egretta garzetta (little egret) is the source of this 3397-nucleotide messenger RNA. RefSeq names its product polycystin 2, transient receptor potential cation channel (gene PKD2). The record is from RefSeq and is a predicted model, not a curated record. Gene Ontology annotation, biological process: detection of mechanical stimulus; release of sequestered calcium ion into cytosol; potassium ion transmembrane transport. NCBI's taxonomy places the organism in Eukaryota, Metazoa, Chordata, Aves, Pelecaniformes, Ardeidae. Gene Ontology annotation, cellular component: membrane. Bases 8 to 2296 code for a protein of 762 amino acids. The transcript has 14 exons. Gene Ontology annotation, molecular function: potassium channel activity; signaling receptor binding; voltage-gated sodium channel activity.